Molecule: messenger RNA, 447 nt
Organism: Ambispora gerdemannii
Lineage: Eukaryota; Fungi; Glomeromycota; Glomeromycetes; Archaeosporales; Ambisporaceae
Source: the annotation of a GenBank genome assembly
AUGGUUAAGCGAGAAUUGAAUAUUAGUCAAAGUAUCGAACUAACUCCCCAUACUUUACGCCAUGCUUUUGCUACUUAUCAAGCGGAAUCUGGUUUACCGCUGCCACUUUUACAAAAAUUACUAGGUCAUUCCAGCAUUCGCACUACCGCUCUUUACUGGCAAAAUAUUUAUCAGGAACCCAAUGAUGAUGCAGGUUCCAUCUUGGCUGGUAAAAAAUGGUUAGAAAGACCCAAGUCUUCCCAAAAGAAAAAUCCACCCAAACCAUCAAUCGCAGCAAAUUUUGCUCCGCUGAAUAAAGUAAUCACAGAUUUUUUAUUUCCUCAACUGCCAAAAACUCCCAAACCCAUUUUUAUAGAACAAGAACCAGCAAUUUUAUCACAAAAACUAAUUCAGCAGGAAAUUCCUUAUCAGUUCCAAAAACACUUAAAAAAAGACCAGCAAAAUUAG